AUGAAGAGCGGGGGAGGCGAAAGCUCAGCUCUUUUCGCACAGACGCGAACGGCUUGCGCGGGGAAGGACGACGAGAACCCACAAAAGAGCCUCGGCCUCUUGGGCGAGUGUGGGAGCUUCCCCUCUUUCCAGUCUUCCGAACCUACCUCUGCACGUGGUAAAUCUCGCCUCUGGCGAUGCAGAGCAGAGCCUCCUUCUCUGGGUCUCUGUACCACUCGAGCAUCGUGA
Messenger RNA from Akanthomyces muscarius, 228 nucleotides. RefSeq lists its product as uncharacterized. The record is from RefSeq and is a predicted model, not a curated record. NCBI's taxonomy places the organism in Eukaryota, Fungi, Ascomycota, Sordariomycetes, Hypocreales, Cordycipitaceae. The coding region runs from base 1 to 228 and encodes 75 amino acids. The transcript has 3 exons.